This is a messenger RNA of Seriola dumerili (greater amberjack), 3071 nucleotides long. RefSeq names its product sterile alpha motif domain containing 4A (gene samd4a). Gene Ontology annotation, cellular component: P-body. Bases 596 to 2767 code for a protein of 723 amino acids. Gene Ontology annotation, molecular function: mRNA binding; translation repressor activity; protein binding. The transcript has 13 exons. Gene Ontology annotation, biological process: regulation of mRNA stability; negative regulation of translation; nuclear-transcribed mRNA poly(A) tail shortening. The record is from RefSeq and is a predicted model, not a curated record. Lineage: Eukaryota; Metazoa; Chordata; Actinopteri; Carangiformes; Carangidae.
GGGGCACCGCUCCCCAAAAAGCUGAGCCUGUUGCCCGUCCUGAGACAAACCCAACGAUGCAAACUGCGCCAGGAGGCGUAAGAGGGAUUCCCUGAAGAAAAAUGCCAGUGAGGCUGAAGCUGAUGUGACACAGCGUGUGCUGGAAGAAAGCUGACUCAUCAAAUAUCAAUCCCUCUGGGAGCGACUAAGCAGCCGAGAGCAGCUCAUAUCUCCUAAUGCCUAGCUAGAAGAGCACCUCACACCCCCACCACCAAGGGAGAUUAACAGACAGGAGAAGCAGCAGGAAUAUAUCCAACACCGGCUGUGGGUGAAACAAAUUUUGGCCUCAGAAGGCCUAUGAGAGCCUGGUGUUCUGCUGUCCCAGCUAAUAAUGACAAAGCUAAGAAUGGCAAACCAGCACUUCAGCUGAACUUCACUGACUGACCCCACAGAGACAUCAACAACCAGCUGAUAAGAGAGCAUCAUCCUCCAUCAGUUUUACCCAAACCAUCAGUGUAAAGUUUUGGGGGAAGUUUCUCUCUGAGUCGCUCCCCACACCUUUCAGCCCAGCCCGGCACCACCACAGUCAGUCCACCUUUAACCCGCCUCGCAGACCAUGAUGUUUCGUGAUCAGGUGGGCGUGCUAGCCAGCUGGUUCAAGGGGUGGAAUGAGUGUGAGCAGACAGUGGCUCUGCUUUCCCUGCUGAAAAGGGUGAGCCGGACCCAGGCCCGCUUCCUGCAGCUCUGUCUGGAGCACUCCCUUGCCGAAUGCACCGAACUGCAGGUCCUGGAGGGAGAGGCCAACAACCCAGGAGUGAUCAGCCAGUGGCAAGGCGAGCCUAAGGAGCGUGUCAUCUCACUUGUCCUCACCCAUCUCCCACUGCUCAAACCUGGCAAUGUUGAAGCCAAGGGUGAGUAUAUGCGCCUGCUGCCACGCAUCCUGGCCCACACCAUCGAGCAUGGCCACCACCUGGAGGAGUCUCGCCAGCUCCUGUCCUACGCCCUCAUCCACCCCGCCACCUCCUUGGAAGACCGCGCUGCCCUGGCACUCUGGCUCAACCACCUGGAGGAAAGGGCUGCUGCUCGGGGAGACUCACUGGAAAGGCCUCCUCCUGCGGGGCCACACCACCACCACCACCAGUCCACACCUCCAUCCACCCUCACCUCAUCAGGAUCCUCCUCCUCCACUAACACCUCUUCAUCAGGCAACCUGUACUCCUUGCAUCACCACCAGCGCUACGGCUCAGACGACCGCCUCAACGGGUGGCAGAGCUCCAGGGAUUCAGGGCUGGGCGGAGGAUGGCAUCAGCAGCAGCAGGGCUGUGAGAAUGGGCACCUGCUUCUCUACCCAUCAUCCUCUGUUCCGGCAACCAUAAACACAGUUGGAACUGGUGGAGGCGGUAACACUAUCCUGACGAGUGGAGGUGGCAGUCAGCCUCACAGUCCCCUGAAGCGCUCCGUGUCCCUGACGCCUCCCAUGAGCGGCCCCAGCAACCAGCCUCUGGGCCAUGUCUGGCUGUCUCAGGAGGACCUACGGACCACUCGAGGCCCAGCCCCAGACCACGCACCUCUAUCACCCCAGAGCAGCAUCGCCUCCUCAGGCAGUGGUGGCAGUGAGCAUCUGGAGGAGGCUGGUUUAGGAGGUGGUUCAGGUCUGCAUCGUAGUUCCUUUCAUGAGGAGGGCAGUGGCAUGAGGGAUGUUCCUGCGUGGCUGAAGAGUCUCCGUCUCCAUAAAUACGCCGCUCUCUUUUCCACUAUGACCUAUGAUGAGAUGAUGUCACUGACUGAAGACCAGCUAGAGGCACAGAAAGUCACUAAAGGAGCAAGACACAAGAUCGUCAUCAGCAUUCAGAAGCUCAAAGAGAGGCAGAACCUACUGCGCAGCUUGGAAAAGGACGUGUUGGAGGGCAGUAAUCUGCGUGCCCCGCUGCAGGAGCUCCACCAGAUGAUCAUGACGCCUAUCAAGGCUUUCAGUGGUGGUGAAGAGGCCUCCCUGCAGCGCCCCCUCCUGAGCCCUGAGGGCAAGAACGCUGCACCUGGCUCCCACCUGGGUGGGGGAGGUGGAGGGGAAGCAGAGUCAGGCGCAAGUGUCAUCGCAGAGGGGGAUCUACCCGGCCAGUUCACUCGUGUUAUGGGCAAAGUUUGUACACAGCUACUGGUGUCGAGGUCAGACGAGGACAACAUCAGCUCCUACCUACAACUCAUCGACAAGUGCCUUAUCCAUGAGUCCUUCACUGAGACGCAGAAGAAGAGGCUGUUGUCAUGGAAACAACAGGUCCAGAGGCUGUUCCGGUCCAUUCCCAGGAAAACCCUCCUUGACAUAGCAGGGUACAGACCGCAGAGGAGCCGUUUUGGCCAGUCUAACUCUCUCCCCACCGCUGGCUGUGUUGGGGGCAGCGUGUCGACCAGGAGGAGCCUUCGCCAGUUCCAGAUGCCCUCCAGGAGCUUGCCGGGUGCCAGGCUGGGCCUGUUGGGAAGUGGGGGGCUGCUGGGACCCACACCUCGCAGCUCCAGCAGCACACCUACCGGUCCCAAGCAGGGGAGACAGGGUCUGUGGUUCGCCAACCCUGGAGGAAGCAACAGCAUGCCCAGCCGGACCCACAGCUCUGUGCAGAGGACCCGCUCCCUGCCGGUUCACACCACGCCACAAACCAUGGUCAUGUUCCAACAAGCUGAUCAUCAGUUACCAGUGACAGAGCCAGACAUCAACAAUCGCCUUGAGUCUCUGUGUCUGAGUAUGACAGAGCACGCCUUGGGAGACGGUGCUGACCGCACAUCAACAAUAUGAACUGAGGCCUGAGUGAGAGCAGCAGGACAGCGCAGGUUCACGGGGCUCUCUCACGAUAAGUCACCUCGAGGUCACCAGCCCUCCCGUUCCCUCUCCCUGUAGCCAAUGGUAGAGCUCAACCAAAGGACCGGGCGGGAUCCAAGAAACACAAGAGAGCCGAUCAUCAAACGGCCAACACAAGCUAUCACAUUGGCACCGUCCAUUGGGUCGGAAAAACACACUUCCUGCUCCGCCAGCAUGCUCACAGUCACCUGCAUCUGGGUGAGGAGAGAGAAAAGCAUUGAACACGACCUGGACAGUGUGU